CAUGUACUUCGUAAAGCCCGCAGUUGGCAAAACCUCGGGUGGCCCACUUAAAAGUCGGCAUUUCAAUGUUAAGCUUCGCAAAGACAACUACAAUUGUCGAUAUUGACGUCUGAUUCGCGUAAGCCCGUCGGUUUGCAAAGCGCCGGGAUAGUUGCCUGUGACAAAAAGUCAAAUCGGCCCUACGACCUGAUCGUCGACUCUCCCAACUCGAUCCAUCUACCCACGCGAAUAAGAAAGGGAAAGAAGAUAAGAUGUCUUACUUUCGCAUAACACUUCACCGGUCUGCCAUCGGUCUACCAGAACGCACGCGCGGCGUGUUAGCAGCGCUCGGCCUGCGCAAACGCUCGCAAACCGUGUUCCAGCCAGUAUCCUCGCAGUCGGCGGGUAUGAUCCUUAAGGUCAAAGAGCUAGUCAAAGUGUCCGAGGUCGACCGCGCGCUUACGCCCAAGGAGCUGCGCGAAGAGCGAAAACCGGAGCCUGGUUUCUGGAUCGAGAAGGCCGUGCCGCGGUGAUAUUCUGGCUUGGUGCGAGGAGCGGCGGAUAUUAGGUACUUAAGACAAGGGAGGAAUAGGGUGGCAGAGAGGAGGUCAAUAUAACAGAACGUGCGAGGAUGCGGGUGUCUUUCUGGUAACAUCGGCUAGAAUCGUUACCGGUAAGAGGCAACGGUUCGGGGCAUAUUGUUAGGGGAUUCGCAAGCUCGCCUUACCUACGAACUCAGAGCUAUUCCCGUUGGCCAUCUGUGGUCGAAUAGAAAGGCUUAUGAGCAUUCAGCUUAAUACGGGAGGGCACUUAGAACUUAGGCCAUGUACAUAUAAUGUACAAUCAAUACAGUAAAACAUUCACAUUCUA
Daldinia decipiens is the source of this 849-nucleotide messenger RNA. RefSeq lists its product as uncharacterized. NCBI's taxonomy places the organism in Eukaryota, Fungi, Ascomycota, Sordariomycetes, Xylariales, Hypoxylaceae. Gene Ontology annotation, cellular component: mitochondrion; large ribosomal subunit. The record is from RefSeq and is a predicted model, not a curated record. Bases 252 to 512 code for a protein of 86 amino acids. Gene Ontology annotation, molecular function: structural constituent of ribosome. Gene Ontology annotation, biological process: translation. The transcript has 2 exons.